AUGGAUCCCGUUGACGAGAACAAUGUGCUACUCGAGGUUGUGGGUUGGUGCAGACGAAAGCGUCCUGCCUUUCUGGUUCGAUACUCACGGCCAAGCGUGUGUGACCAUACGACCUAUGCCCUGGUGGGAACGCGUUUCCUCCCAGCAGCCCUCGUUGAAAGCUAUGAAGCUACUGAGGACUAUAAUUUGGACAACUUGCAGAAUCGAGGCGCCAUCAAACUGGAAAAUAUCAUUCGUGUCUUGGACAUGGCCUGGUACUCGGGGGAAGAGCCAGCUUGCGCCGACAACCAUAUCAAGGUGGAAUUUUCCUACUACAUAUUUGCCUUAUUAUGGAAAAGGAAACAAUUUCUGGAUGUUUUCCUACUUCUAGAGUGGAAAUCGGAUGACGGUCAACUCCAGAUAACUUGGGAAUACGCUGAGACGCUUAUGGAUCUGAUGGAGCCAAGAUUCUGUAUGAAUCUACUCUCUAGAUGGGUGUCAGAGGUGGACUGGCGUCAUAGACAAAUGGUUUUCCAAUUGGAAUUGGGCGAUGUAAGAAAUGUGCUAGGAGCGAAGGGGUGGCAGUAUAUGUGA
This is a messenger RNA of Lindgomyces ingoldianus, 573 nucleotides long. RefSeq lists its product as uncharacterized. The coding region runs from base 1 to 573 and encodes 190 amino acids. The transcript has a single exon. The record is from RefSeq and is a predicted model, not a curated record. NCBI's taxonomy places the organism in Eukaryota, Fungi, Ascomycota, Dothideomycetes, Pleosporales, Lindgomycetaceae.